GACCUAGAUAAUGUUGUGCGUCAGUUCACGGCAUACGUCGGUUAGUUCAAGUCGUGAUUACUUUAUAGGUACUCCAAUAAUAAAGAUUAUUGGAAGAGAGUGAAAUUGAUAAUAUUUUAACAGGCGUCAAAAGUAUCAUCAGACAUCAGAAUUACGUAAAAAUGGAUUGCAUAAGCGGUUGGUGUAGAAGCAAGCGGCGUCUACUCGGCUCUACGGCCAUCGUCACGGGCUGCAAUACCGGCAUUGGCAAGGAGACUGCGGCUGACCUGUACGCCAGAGGAGCGCGCGUCAUAAUGGCAUGCCGAGACACUAAUAAGGCGGAAGCGGCUAAAACCGACAUAGAAAACGAAAUUGAUAAAACCGAAAUCAGAGGAGUUUUGGUAGUGGAAAAACUAGACGUAUCUAGUCUGAAAUCAGUUCGUGAAUUUGUAUCCAAAAUGUUGGAGACUGAGUCCCAGAUACAUAUAUUAAUAAACAACGCGGGUGUCAUGAUGUGCCCUGAAUCUAAAACUGAGGAUGGCUUCGAGACUCACAUCGGCACCAAUCACUUUGGACACGCCCUACUGACGCUGUUACUGCUACCAAGGAUGAUCAAAUCAGCUCCUUCGAGGGUAGUAUUUGUAUCAUCUAAGCUACAUCAAUCCCACAAACUGGACUUGGAUGAUCUUAAUUUUGAAAAAUCUGAGUAUAACGCUAAUGUAGCAUAUUGUAGAAGUAAGGCUGCGAAUGUGCUCUUUGCCAAAGCACUGGAUAUGAAAUUGAAGGAACAAAACAUAAAAUAUGUAACAACCUACAGUCUACACCCAGGAGUAAUAAAGACUGACAUCAGCAGACACUUUGACAAAACCGUAGCGCGUGGCGCUACAUGGGCGUUCAACAACGCUGGACUGUUCUUGAAGUCGCCGAAAUGUGGCGCACAGACUUCGAUAUACUGCGCUGUUGAUGAAGCUUGUUCUGUAGAAAGUGGCCUCUAUUAUAGUGAUUGUGAGGUGAAACGUCCAUCAAAACAAUGUCAAGAUGAAGAAUUUGCAAUUAAAUUCUGGGACAAGACUAUCGAAUCUCUGAACUUAAAGAACUAUAAUGCUUUCGGAGAUUCUGAUCCGCCAAAAGAUUUGCUCGCUUAAUUUAUAUUAUUGAAUUUACAUCUAUUUAUGUCUAUUUAUAAUUGAAUCCUCAAAGUGAAUAAGCACAGUGUGAUGCAAAUAAUCAGUUAUAUUUUGAUUUUUUGUAUGUUUAAGUAGAGACUAUAUAUAGUAUUAAAAAUAAUGAAUGUUAAAGAUAAAUAGUAGGAUUUGUUGUCUUUUGUCAUUUAUUUACAAGUAAUGACAAGUAUACAACUCACAAAACCGUAUACAUAAAAUAUAUUACUUAGGCAUACCCUAUCUACUCGGGUGAAGAUUAACGCAACUGGUGGAUAGAGUAGAAAGGCUAUUUUUUCUCAAUACUGUAAAUGUAAAAUAUACCCUCAUUGAUCGGAUAUUUUUAUUUUAUUAUUAUUAUAAAUAUGAAAGUGAGUUUAUUUAUUAGCUUUCAGUACAUUUAUGGCUUCAACUUUAAUUUGGCUUACACGUAAUAUUUUAGGUGGAGAAGGGUAUAGGCUAUUUUCCCAGUCAUUAAACUAGAAACUAAUUCAUUAUUUGGUUGAUGGAAUAGUAAACACGCAGAUUAAAUCCUAACUGAAAAUAUAGGAUAUUUUAUAUAUAGAUACUGAUAAAGGCUCGGGUAAAGUCGCAGGAAACAGCUAGUAAAAUAUAUAAUUAUGUUGAGAGUGUAGAAACAUUUUAGCACGAGUUGAUCACAACGUGUCAAUAUAGUUAUCACUGUUUAAAUGUUGCUUUUAUACAAAAUUUUAUGUGUUAAUAUAUAAUAUAGGUGGUAUGUACCCAAGCGUUGCCUAUUAUUUAUAAUAAAAAUAUGCACUUACA
Galleria mellonella (greater wax moth) is the source of this 1925-nucleotide messenger RNA. Its product is annotated as retinol dehydrogenase 11-like. The transcript has 6 exons. The record is from RefSeq and is a predicted model, not a curated record. Lineage: Eukaryota; Metazoa; Arthropoda; Insecta; Lepidoptera; Pyralidae. The coding region runs from base 162 to 1124 and encodes 320 amino acids.